AUGCAAGAGAUUAUUGGAUUUAUCAUUGGUAUCAUCCCUCCCAUAAGUAAUUCAUUGGUGAUUGGCCCCUUUUUCAUGCGGUUGAAGACUCUGCAAUGCAUACUUGCUCGGUCAGCUAUUCUAACUGUCACUUCGAUUUUAGGAGCAAAUCUUCUGGAGGGUUUGAAAGGGUCAAAGGUGCCACCCAUGGUGCUUGUCGGAAUAGUGGCAGUCCGGUAUAUUAUUAUGGCGAUUUUGGGAGCACUUAUCAUUAAAUAUGCAGUCCUUUUUGGCUUGUUGCACUCUGAUCCUCUGUAUAAGUUUGUUCUUCUGCUUCAAUUCACACUUCCUCCAGCAAUCGGCAUAUGUCUGUUAUUUAUCAUUGGUGAAUUAAGAUCCAGGUAUAAUGACCCAGUUGUUUGGAGCAGGCAAAAGCGUGAUGAUGAUCACUCCCCUAAAGUUAAGAUGUUGCUAACAUUGAAUCUGAGACAAUCUUGGGUUGCUGCUAUGGGGCUCUGGAAUCUGUUUAGUGUUGCACUCAUGCCAGUUCUGAAUGUACUCCUGAUCACUGCCGUCGGAGUAUUUCUCGCAAUCCAGCGUGUGGAUAUCUUGGGGGCGGAUGCUCGAAAGCAUUUGAAUAAUUUCUGUGAAACAUCACUUAUUGGCAGCAUCUUGGCAACAUACACAACAUUAAGAAGCUUGCCUGAGCUGUGGUUCCUGCUAAAUGUUCUCAUUACCUUCGUCAUUGGCUCGGUGCUUGGAUGGAUACUUGUAAAAAUCACCAAAGCUCCUAAAGGUCUUCGAGGAGUGAUCAUGGGAUGUUGUGCUGCCGGAAACCUGGGCAACAUGCUUGUAAUUGUUCUAGCUGUCUCUGUCUGCAAAGAAAAAGGCAGUCCAUUUGGAGUUUCCGAUGUCUGUACCGGCAAUGGAAUGGCAUAUGUUUCACUCUCUAUGGCAAUUGGAUCCUUGUACAUCUGGUCAUAUGUGUACAAUAUUGUGCGUAUAUAUUCAAGUAAAGAUUCUGAUGAAGCCAAACCAGAUGUCGUACAGGAGGGUGCAGAGUCUGCUGAAGAAAAAAAUGAAUCUGCAAAGUGUCGCACAGGGCCCCCACUUCCUUCAGAAGAUCCCUCACUUGGUGAGAGUCAGCACUUGGAGCUUAAUUGUUCAGUGUCACAGGAGAAGGCAAAGGUGCCAUUUCCAGAAAACAUCAAGAGAAGCUUCAAUAGAAGCUUUCUAAAGUUCAUAAAGAAACCCAGUAUAAGGAGAUUGUUUGCACCGGCAAUUAUUGGAGCGAUUGUCGGAUUGAUGAUUGGUAUCAUCCCUCCAUUCAGAAAAGUACUAAUUGGUGAUAGCGCUCCUCUUCAUGCGGUUGUAGACUCUGCAGACAUGGUUGGGAAGGCAGCCAUUCCAAUCAUGAAUUUGAUUUGGGGAGCAAAUCUUCUGAAGGGUUUGAAAGGCUCGAAGGUGCCACUCUUGGUGAUUAUUAGUAUAGUGGCCAUUAGGUAUAUAAUUUUGCCGAUUUUGGGAGUAGUUAUCAUUAAAUAUGCAAUCCAUUUUGGCUUGGUGCGCUCAGAUCCAUUAUAUCAGCUUGUUCUUCUCCUCCAGUUUGCACUUCCUCCAGCAAACAGCGUGGGUGUGUUAAUUGUCAUUGAUGAAUUAUAUACCCUUAUUACAAGAUCCCCACAGAGCUCAACCAUGUCUAUGCACGUUUGGGAUGAAUUUGCUCCUAACUUGUUCUUUCGGCACCGAUUUGGCAGGUACAAUGAGCCAGUUGUUUGGAGUUGGAUAAGCGAAUGCUCUGUGAUCAUGCUAUGGACCAAUGCCUUGGCCACAGUCUCGCUGACCGUUUGGUCAACAUUCUUCAUCUGGUGUGUUAGAUAA
This is a messenger RNA of Populus euphratica (Euphrates poplar), 1860 nucleotides long. RefSeq lists its product as uncharacterized. Lineage: Eukaryota; Viridiplantae; Streptophyta; Magnoliopsida; Malpighiales; Salicaceae. The record is from RefSeq and is a predicted model, not a curated record. The coding region runs from base 1 to 1860 and encodes 619 amino acids. Gene Ontology annotation, cellular component: membrane. Gene Ontology annotation, biological process: endoplasmic reticulum to cytosol auxin transport. The transcript is spliced from 16 exons.